Messenger RNA from Brassica rapa (field mustard), 2930 nucleotides. Its product is annotated as zinc finger protein 3. Gene Ontology annotation, biological process: negative regulation of abscisic acid-activated signaling pathway. Lineage: Eukaryota; Viridiplantae; Streptophyta; Magnoliopsida; Brassicales; Brassicaceae. The record is from RefSeq and is a predicted model, not a curated record.
GAUAUUCAUUUUAUUGAUCAUUCAAAGCAAACUACAACUAAGAAAUAACCCCACCAAGCAUACAAUAUACCCGGUUAGUUAGGCUUCACCUAAUGCAGUUUACGUGUAAUUGGUAAUAAACAAUCCAAUUAUUUAAAUUCUAUGUGUUAGUUACAAAAAAACAACCAGUUAUUUUUGGUAUUAGUUAAAAAAAUAUUUUUAACUCGAAUCAAAAAGUCCUGUUUUUCUUCGAAAAAAAUUCAUUAUGUAAUACUAAAUGUGUUCUUACUGGAACUAACCGGGUAGCCGAGAUUACAUUUUUUUUUUAUAAAAAGCAUACAGUAUAACCUAUAGGCAAAACUAAUGAAUAUGAAAACAAAUUAGCUACUAGCGAUUAAAAACUCUGAAUCAGUUUUCUCAUUUAUGUGUCGGCCAUUUGUAGCGUUGGACCUACCAACUAGGUCGCAGUUCGCGUGCGACAAAUACACAAUCUAACCAUUAGAUCUUUCGAUUCACUACAAUCUAAAUCAGAUGAUCUUAAACUUCUUUCGCUGAAUGAGUUUUUAAGCUUAAGCUUUGGAAAUUGUAACUUUGUAAGUAGCAUCUUAAGAUUGUUAGAAAGUUAGAAACCAUAUCAUACAUCCAACCAAAGAUGCUAAUAAAGAAAGAAAAAAAAAAAACUUUACUCAGUGCUCAAGUGGGUUUGAUCUUGGUGACGUGCAUUCCAAAAAAGAAGUUCCCCUAUUGGUGGAACAAAGCUACUUUUUCAUAUGCAACCCUAGUUGUAUUUCAUGAUGAAAUUAAGUGGGAAACCAACAUUUAUAUUGACUAAUCUACUAAACUCUUUAGAUGAUAAAGAAGAAGAAGAGCGUGGAAGUUUCAAAGUCUCUUUUACUUUAACCUUACAUACAAAAAGAAAAGGUUGAUCCCUCUCAUAAAGACAGAUUAUUCUUUAGGUCAUGUUGUCAUUGCAUAUGUAAGUGUGCUACUAAAAUAAUUAAUUUGAAUGGUUUACAAGUUGUUCUAUAUAUGGGUGUAGAUUUCUCUAGAUGAAUUUAUUGCUACACCCAAUAUAUUUAAAUUGUGAAAACAAGGGAAUACGAACAAAGUAUCUAUGGCAUUAAAAAGAAAGUAUUCAUGGCAUGCACUUGCAUGACUAAACCGAGUAAAAGCUAAGUACUCUGUAAUUAGUGUGAUUCUACGGUCUGGUCUUAAUAGAGUACAAAGAAAGAUGAAGGAAAGGCCCACAAGAGAAGCUAGAGGAAACAGAAGUGACCACUUACCUCGUGGAGUUUACAUAAAGUAGACAUAAACAGACCUGAAAUAAUUUAGAUGGUCCAUUUCUUCUUCUCUUUUAACAUAUUCUUUUCAAUUUAUAUUGUCAUUUUCCUCUCCUGUCUUUUCAUCAGAUGUACUAGUUUCGUAACUGUUUUGAGAACUGCUUCGUUUUCAUUUGUCGUCUGUUAUAUAUUCACAUAUAUAACAGAUAGCAAAUUCUCCACAUACUCAAUUAUUUUGGAUUAAGGGCUUACCUAUUUAUCAUUUUCAACUUAUUGAUCAUCAUGGCCAAGGGCUAAAGGGGUUGUUCUAACGUGAUGACAUGUCAAUAUGUCAUGAAUCAUGAAUGUAUGGAUUAGGUUAUUGCAAGAAGCAGCCAAAAAUGGAAGGGUCCUAUUAAUAACGUAUAUAUAUAUAUAUAUAGAGAGAGAGAGAGGUAAGUAAGAUGGUGGAGUCCCAAUAAGCUAGCUUUUAAGUGUUUUGUGAGAAGAGUGUGACAGCAAACCAAACCUACCUCUCGCUCUCAUCUUCAUAGUACUUUGGUCCACUACUUUGGUCCACUUCAUAUUAUUACAAUAAACCCCUAAAAAUGUUAUACUGUAGAGUACUGUUUUCUUUGUCUAUUCCUUUCUAGUACCACCUACUCCUGCUCUCAUUUACAGAUGAAAGCUUCUUUCAUAGCUAUUAAUAAUAGAAAGAGAGAGAGAUACAGAUAGAAGAAAUCAUCACUUGCAAAAAAUUAUUGUUCCCUCUUCAUCUCUCAUGGACACUUCGAGGGACAAACAACUUCCUUCAGAUACCUCUUGCAUAGCUUCCUCAUCUACAGCUUUUCCAUGUCAAGAUUCUCUAAACAAGAGCCAAGAACAAGGUUUCAAAAAUGAAGAAGCAGACGCUAACGAUUCUAGUCAAGAACUCAAUCUCAUCGACUGCAUAGAUAGCCAGAGUUGUAACGGAUCGGAUACAUCCACGGAACAAAAGCUUUUCUCAUGCAACUACUGUCAAAGAACUUUCUAUAGCUCACAAGCACUUGGUGGUCACCAAAACGCACACAAGAGAGAGAGGACUUUGGCAAAGAGAGGGCAACGUAUGGCAGCAUCAGCUUCAGCUUUUGGUCAUCCUUACGGUUUCUCUCCAGUUCCUUUCCAUGGACAGUACAACAACAGGUCUUUGGGGAUUCAAGCGCAUUCGAUGAGCCACAAGCUAAGUUCAUAUAACGGGUUUGGUGGUCACUAUGGUCAUGUCAACUUGUCACGACAACCUCUUGAUCAACAACCAGCAAUAGGUAAACUUUCUUCAAUGGAUCAUUUUCAUCAUCAUCAUCAGCAUCACAUGCUGAUGAUGGAUCCUUCAGUAACUUCACGGUCUAAUAAUAACAUGGCUAGAUCAUCAAGCAACAUAGGAAGAAUUCUAGUAGGGUCGCAGCCUCUUGAACAAUGGCGAGGAGAAGGAGUAUUGUUAAGCACUAAUCAGGAAGAGCAACAGAAGCUAGACUUGUCCCUCAAGCUCUAAGAUUACCUUUUCUUGAUUCUUGCAUUUAGUAUCUUUUAUAGUGUUUUCAUGUGAUUGUUAUAAAUUUGUACUCUUAUGUGUAUACUUCUGUUUAGUAAAAAUGCCUAAUGUAUAUUUUCACAUAUCUACUUAGUUUGAGAUUUGUCAAUUAUACAUACAUAAAU